GGCGCGGUGGCUAGAGCGGUCGCGGUGGCUCUGUGGGACUCGGGCGGAGCGCUUCAGAAAACGUUUCCGGAUUUCUAGGCCCGUGGCGGACUGAGGCGUUGGAAGGGGCUUGACAGGAGGGGCUGGAGACCAGGUUCUGAAGUUUGCAGUGGAGAAACAUGUCUCAAUCUGGUGAAAAAGUGAAGUUCUCUGAUUCUGCAGGAUAUGUUGGUUUUGCUAACCUCCCCAACCAGGUCCACAGGAAGUCUGUAAAGAAGGGCUUUGAGUUCACCCUAAUGGUGGUUGGUGAAUCUGGCUUGGGAAAAUCCACGUUAAUCAACAGUUUGUUCCUGACUGACCUCUAUCCUGAACGUUACAUUCCUGGAGCUGCAGAAAAGAUCGAGCGAACGGUCCAAAUUGAAGCUUCCACUGUCGAGAUAGAAGAGAGAGGGGUAAAACUCCGCCUGACGGUAGUAGAUACACCGGGAUAUGGAGAUGCUAUUAAUAGCCAAGACUGUUUCAAGACGAUAAUCCACUACAUUGACAAUCAGUUUGAAAGAUAUCUUCAUGACGAGAGCGGUCUCAACAGGCGCCAUAUUGUAGACAACAGAGUCCACUGCUGCUUUUACUUCAUAUCCCCCUUUGGACAUGGGUUGAAGCCUUUGGAUGUGGAAUUCAUGAAAGCCCUCCAUGGAAAAGUCAACAUUGUUCCUGUGAUUGCUAAGGCAGACACUUUGACGCUGAAGGAGAGGGAGAGACUGAAGAGAAGGGUCUUAGAUGAGAUCUCUGAGCACGGCAUCAGGAUUUACCACUUACCUGAUGCCGACUCUGACGAGGAUGAAGAAUUUAAGGAACAGACCCGGGUACUGAAGGCUAGCAUUCCGUUUGCUGUCAUUGGUUCCAACCAACUUAUUGAAGUGAAGGGAAAAAAGAUCAGAGGUCGCCUGUAUCCCUGGGGAGUGGUGGAAGUGGAGAAUCCAGAGCACAAUGACUUCCUGAAAUUACGUACCAUGCUAGUAACCCAUAUGCAAGAUCUACAAGAAGUAACCCAAGACUUGCACUACGAAAACUUCCGGUCCGAGAGGCUAAAGCGCACUGGCAAGCCUGUUGAAGAAGAAGUGGUGGAUAAAGACAGGAUCCUUCAGCAGAAAGAGGCCGAGUUGCGCCGCAUGCAGGAAAUGAUUGCCCACAUGCAAGCCCAGAUGAGGAUGAAACCCGGAGAUGAAUGAGGAGCAGACCAGGCUUCCAGUGCUUCUUCCACAGCAGUUCUACGAUCCUCUGGAAAAUCCAUGCUUUAGUUCAAACCGAAUGAUGAUAGUAGAAAAUACCAAUGGAAUAAUGCUUGGAUGCAGUGCGGGAUAUUGCAAGAUGCAGCCAAAAGUCUUGGAAGAUCCAAUUGGACAGCAGCCUCUCCCUCUCACAUAUACAUAUAUAUCUCCGUCCUUAAUCAUGUUGGUUCUCAUAUCUUUGUUUCACCCACUUUGUAAUGAUGUCCGCUUGCAUAUAAUGUCAGAUUUAUUUCCCUUUUAACUUUUUCUGUCUCUCUUUUUGCUUUCAUUCAAAAAGCUAUUAGGCUCAAUACUAUGUGUACAUAAGCUUUGAAGAGUAGGUUGAUGAACCAUGGCUUUCCUAUUAGGAUAAUUCUGAGUGCUCUUGUAACUUCGUUUCUUAAAGACCGGCAAGCUGUUUCCUGUAAAUGUAUAUACGAGCUUUGUGCCCUGACCAAGUUACAUUUUUGCUUAGUUAAUAGAAUGAUUUUGUAGCUUGUUGCGACUUCGUAGGAUUCUUUUCUCACAGUCGUAUGUUCCCCAAAAGUCCUUCUCUCUGGGCCGUGUUUUCUUUAGAUUGUGUAUGGUAGAAUUCUCUCAGGUGCUUUCUUUAAAAAGGGGGUCGUGGAGGAGAAGGAACAGAACACUACAGGUACAAGAAUCAUAGCGGCAAAGGAUUGAACAACCCUUACCCACAAUGCCUUAAAUCAAUGAAAAUGCCUGGUAUGCCAAAAUUGUUCAUAGGGAUUUCCUAGAAAACCCGUCUUGGGUUUGCAGGUACUAAACAACAACAGUUUCUGUUUAAGCCAUUCUGGUUCCUUCAGUUGACUCAAAACAUUUUAUAUGUACCACAACACUAACUUCCCGUAGCAUUUUGUAAUAAAUGGAAUAAACAAGAGAAAGUUGCCUAA
Molecule: messenger RNA, 2158 nt
Organism: Sphaerodactylus townsendi
Lineage: Eukaryota; Metazoa; Chordata; Lepidosauria; Squamata; Sphaerodactylidae
Product: septin-2
Exons: 13
Coding region: 159-1208 (349 amino acids)
Biological process (GO): regulation of exocytosis; cytoskeleton-dependent cytokinesis; cell division
Cellular component (GO): synaptic vesicle; microtubule cytoskeleton; septin ring
Molecular function (GO): molecular adaptor activity; GTPase activity; GTP binding
Source: RefSeq, a predicted model, not a curated record